Molecule: messenger RNA, 627 nt
Organism: Rhinichthys klamathensis goyatoka
Lineage: Eukaryota; Metazoa; Chordata; Actinopteri; Cypriniformes; Leuciscidae
Exons: 2
Coding region: 1-627 (208 amino acids)
Source: RefSeq, a predicted model, not a curated record
AUGCCCGUCAUCAUUGCGGCCAAGACCCUUUCCGAUUACCUGUCUCGUCUCGUCGCUAUUCUUGAACCCCCUGUCUGUCCUGCCUUGUCCUCAGCUCCCAAGCCUGUCUCUGUGAGCGCUGCACCUGAUCCUAUCCCUGUGAGCGCUGCACCCGAGCCUGCCGCUGUUAUUGCUGCACCCUGUCCUGCCCCUUUGCCUGCUAUUUCUCACGUCAGGAGUCCCGGUUCCGCAUCCUCUGUGUCCUCGUCUGAAUCUGUUGCUGCUAAUUCCCGGUCUGUUUCCCCGUUCGUCCCUGUCUCCACCAGCCCCCGGACUGUUUCCCCAUCUGUCCCUGUUUCCACUAGCCCCCGGACUGUUUCCCCGUUUGUCCCUGUCUCCACUAGUCCCCGGACUGAUUCACCGUUCGUUCCUGUCUCCACUUGUCCCCAGACUGUUUCCCCUGUCACCAUUAAACCCCGGACUGUUUCUCCCAAGACCUCUACUCAUGUGUCCCCGUCCAAGCCUGCCCGGAGUUCUCGUCCUCAGCCCUCCUCCCGUGGACCCAAGACCCCCAGUCCUCCCUUCCACCCUGGACCUCCCCCCAUGAACUCUGUGUUUCCUCCACCUCCUUUGCCUUUUUCCCCUUGA